AAGGGAGAUAAUGGAAUCCGAUAUUUGUUUAUUGUGCUUAGAGCACAAAGAGCGCUUGAAAGUGCCUAGCAAAGUUUUCGAAACAACUGUUAUCAACACUAUUGCCCUACACUUCUGGUUCGCCCCAGAAGAUGCAGAGAAACAUUUAGUUUGCAACGAUUGCUGGCAACAAGUGGACGAGUUUGAUAAAUUUUACAAGAAAGUGGAGAUGAUACAUCGAACGAAUCGUAUCGCGGCUUCUGCCAAUUGUACCAAAUCAUCAGCAAGUGUGCAUCAGGAACCGGAGGUAGGGCGCUGCACAACCUGGAAUAAGGAAUUUGAUACAGAACAAUCACAUGACAAAUUCAGCAGUGAUUACGAUGCUGUUUUAGUGGAAGAGGAAGAGUCGCAAAUCGACCAGUUAGAUGAUGAAGAUGAUUUUGAUUUAGAAGAUAAAGCAGAUGAUAACACGAGCAUUGAAGUUCAUGAAAACGCUUGGUUAAAAAUAAGUGUACUAAAUGUUCCAACUAAAUCGUUUUACGAAGAACAUUCUCAUUCAGAACAUUCGUUCGAACUCACGGAUGCUGAUGAUUCGACAUCCGACUCGGAAAGUGAAAAAUUACUGAACAAAUAUGGUGAACCAGCUAGCAGCACCGCAAAGCAAACUCAUGCACCGGAAAGCGAACUCUAUAUAUGUCAAACAUAUUCUAAAAAUUUACCUGAUCAUGAGUCCAGGUCUGAUAUUGAGAAAGGUUUGGUCAGCGAUCUGGAAAUAGUGAUUCUUACCAAAGGCCCGGCUGAUAGUGCAAAAUUUUGUAGCGAAAAAACGUUAGAGCAGCAUUACCUUGCGACACACGUUCCGGGCGAUCUGAUAUGUGACACAUACUCGGAAGGACGAUCACAAUUUGGGGUUCAUCAAAAUGCGCAUCAAGGAGGGGCAGAAUCACAGACCAGAGUGGAGUGUAACCUUUGUGGAAAGUGGCUUAAAAAUUCAGGCAGUUUAAGAAAGCAUACCCUCAGGCAUAAGAGCAGCAGUGAGCCGCAAAUAUGCGAUAUUUGCGGCAAACGUGCACCAAACUCUCUGGCGUUACAAAGCCACAAAACGUUUGUGCACAGGAAAGAGAAAUCUUUCAAAUGCACCGUUUGUCAGAAAGCGUUCAAAAGGGCGUUCACACUGCAGGAAUAUAUGACCAUGCACACGGGCGACAUCUUGUACCAAUGUCUAUACUGUCCUAAGUUGUUCAACUCGUCUGCAAAUAUGCACGCACACAGGAAGGGGAUGCAUCCUGCGGAGUGGAAACAAGGGCGAAGGCAGAACCACAAAGACCCGUCCCAGGUGGGAUGUUAA
This is a messenger RNA of Anopheles cruzii, 1327 nucleotides long. RefSeq names its product transcription factor grauzone-like. The coding region runs from base 11 to 1327 and encodes 438 amino acids. The record is from RefSeq and is a predicted model, not a curated record. Gene Ontology annotation, molecular function: DNA-binding transcription factor activity, RNA polymerase II-specific; zinc ion binding; RNA polymerase II transcription regulatory region sequence-specific DNA binding. The transcript has 5 exons. Lineage: Eukaryota; Metazoa; Arthropoda; Insecta; Diptera; Culicidae. Gene Ontology annotation, cellular component: nucleus. Gene Ontology annotation, biological process: regulation of transcription by RNA polymerase II.